AUUUUUGUUCUAAUUAUGAGCACUGUUUUCGUAGGGGAAAAGGAGGGGGUUAUAAGGCAGAUCUGAGGCUGAGCCGCUAGCUGGGCGAGGAUGCUCCGUGGAGGCGUUACUAAGGUUACUAGAGAGAGGAUCGCAGGUGACAGACAGGGGUGUUUUUUGUUUUUCUGUUUUGUUGUUGUUGUUUUUCUAUAGCCAGAUACAUUUUCCAAAGAAGGAUGUGGACUGGGCAGUGCCACAUUGUACUACAUGUUGGACUCCCUAAAGGGAAAAGAAGAUGGCUCAAAGGAAAAAUGAAGGACCAAAGCAGGGAGCCUCUGCUUCCUCUUCCGGCCCUUUUCUUCCGCCGUCCUUGUUUACCCCGAGCCGUUCUAGCUGCAGCACACCGUCGGCACGCCGGAGAAGGUGUCUUGUAGAUGUGACACGCCUCUGAGCCGGGCCGGAAGCGGUUCCCAGCCGGUACCCGUAGGGACAGGCGUACAGCGGGCGGUGGCUGUGGCGCGGGCGGCGACGCUGCGUGGCUCUGGAGGACCGGCGCGGACCUGCAGCGGCUCGCUGAGGCCGUGGGUCGUCGCUGCAGCUGUCAGGACUCUUGGGGCGAACUUGCCAGACAGAGAGGAGCGGAAGGGAAGGGGUGUGUAAGGAGAGCCGUGGGCGUAUUUGGUAUCAGAGAGGACUUUGAAACUGGUUCCUCCUAGGAGUUGAUUCUAAUUUUUAUUUUGACAGUUUCGGGAGGCAGCAGAUGCCCCAUUCUCGAGCUUUCCUUAACUCCAGUCGAUUGGUAGCAUGAUUUGAGUGAGAGCUUUUUAGUGAAGCUACUGAGUUAGGAUAGGUCAUGGGAUGGAUGAAGCUGCCAGAGGAAAAAGAAAUGGGCAUUCGGAGCAGGGAAGUGGAUCACGGAUGAGGGGGUCAAGAUGAUCUGCUAGUUCGAUUUACAGGUUUUACUGUACUGGAUACCGUACCCAAACUCUUUAAGCUCGACGUCUUACUCCUGCGACGUCCGGACUUCUUUACAUAACCUUUAUGUUAACCUUUACAUAAGCGGGGAAGCCGAGAAGAUUCUGCAAAGCUCCAGGCCCCACACUGCGGGUUUUCCUCCAUCAGCUAUGAAGCAAGUGAGGAUAGAGAUGCAUGGGCAUGGGGGCUAUGACUCUGAUUUUAGUGAUGAUGAGCAAGGUGGAGGAUCCAGCAAAAAGAGGAAGAAGACAGUUGAAGAUGAGUUGCUGCUUACAAAACCAUUUCAAAAAGAAAAAUAUGGAAAGGUGGCCCAUAAACAAGUUGCUGCAGACUUGCUGGACAGGGAAGAAGCAAGAAAUAGAAGGUUUCAUCUCAUAGCUAUGGAUGCUUAUCAAAGGCACACAAAGUUUGUAAAUGACUAUAUUUUGUACUAUGGUGGCAAAAGAGAGGACUUUAAGCGGUUGGGGGAGAAUGAUAAGACAGAUCUGGAUGUUAUACGAGAAAAUCACAGAUUCCUAUGGAAUGAGGAGGAUGAAGCAGACAUGACUUGGGAGAAGAGACUUGCAAAGAAAUACUAUGAUAAAUUAUUCAAGGAAUAUUGCAUAGCAGAUCUCAGUAGAUACAAAGAAAAUAAGUUUGGAUUUAGGUGGCGAAUAGAAAAAGAAGUAAUUUCAGGAAAAGGCCAGUUUUUUUGUGGAAAUAAGUGUUGUGAUGAAAAAGAAGGUUUGAAGAGCUGGGAAGUCAACUUUGGUUAUACUGAGCAUGGUGAAAAGAGAAAUGCGCUUGUUAAGUUAAGAUUAUGCCAAGAAUGUUCCUUUAAAUUAAAUUUUCAUCACAGGAGAAAAGAAAUCAAGUCCACAAAAAAAAGGUCUAAAACCAAGACUGAGUCUGACGAGUCACCUCAUAAGAACUCCAGAUCCUCAUCUUCAGAGGAGGCCUCCCAGGGGAAGGAUGAAGGACAUUCAUCCUCGAAAAGGUCAGAAGAUUCUAGAAACACUGGAGCAGAGUGACUGAAGCCCUUCUGAGAUAUGCAGACCCUGGUGCUCAUUUACCUUUCCCUGGCAACUUUGAGAGAGGAGUCUCCUGCGGGAUUAGAAACAUCGUUUUAAACUUUUGUCUGUGGUAGAAAAAAAACUUCUAUUUUUAAGUUGUAAAGGUUUAUUUUUAUUAUUUUUUACAUUGUAUAUGUGCGUAUAUCUGCUCUAGCUUGAAGCGCAGAAAUGGGCAGUGGCUCCCUGGAGCCGGAAUAUAGAAUGGCGAGGGCGUGCGGCUGCUGGAAGCCAACCCAGGCUCUUGGCAUGAGCUGCAUCCGCUAUGAGCAGCAUUCAGAGCAGCAUCCGCUUCGCAUGCUGUGCCGCCUCUCCACUGCUGGCCUCCCUCCGUCUUUAAAAGAUACUAUUUUUAUUAUUUAAACAUUUUAAUGUACAAAUUUAUUUUGAGACAAGUUCAAGCUAUUCUUGGCUUUCUAAUCUUUGUGUCUCACUCUCCCAAAUUUCUAGAAUUACAGGCAAAUGCCUUCAGGCUCUCUCUCAGUUACUCAGUAGAUGCCCUGAGAAGAGAGCGCUCACGGAAAUUAUUCAAGGCUAAAUAGUUAAUGUCAAAGAUGGGUUAGAUACAAGCUUAUAGUCCCCAACUCAGUGCUUCCUUACCCUUACUGUCAAUAACUGUUCACUGUCAGGAGUCAAAUGGGAGCAUUUUGCUUACAUUGUAAUAGGUAGGUAGGUAGGUAGGUAGGUAGGUAGGUAGGUAGGUAGGUAGAUAGAUAGAUAGAUAGAUAGAUAGAUAGAUAGAUAGAUAGAUAGAUAGAUCCAUCUUAAAUGAUUGAUUUGUCCCUGUCUUGCUUCUUUUGUAGAAUGGGUAUAAACAGGUCAACCUUAUUGAAUUAUUGUUAAAAGAGAAGAUAUACACAAAAAGUCAGUUAUACACAAAGGAAAUCCUUGAUAACCUGUAACUGUUGCAAUGCCAACAAGAAGAAAAAUGCCAGACACUAAACAGUCUGUAUUUGCUCUCUGAAUUGAUCAGAUGGAAAGUUAAUACCUGACCAUUUAUUAUGGUUAUUAGAGACAUUUACCACCCUCAGUCGAGUGAGUUUUAGUUUUCAUAUAGUAUCCACCAAAUGCAAGCAUCUGGGAAAAUCCAAAGCAUUUAAGCACCAUACACUGAGGAGAUCUUUGAAGGCUGAAGCAGGUCAGACACAGAGCGCCAGUAUGUUACGAGAACUGCAGUUGUGCCGUGGGAAGAAUGUUGGCGAACUGUGGAUAUUUAGUUUGGAGAAAGGUGAAGGACUAGGAGAAGGCAAGCACGAGGGAGGGGGGACAUAAAACUUGGAGGUGUUUGGAGGCUGUCACUAGAUGGGAGGUGUAUUUCUGUUGACUGGUUCAUAAAACUUGAGUCUGUAGAUAAAAAGAGCUUAAAAACACAUUUUGGCCUCAAUUUAAGGAAAACUGCCUCUUGGAAUUCUCUGGCAAAUGGAAGUGGUCUGUCCCAGGAGACAGCUUGGAUGCUACUUAUUAUUGGAAGUGUUACAGUGGCUGGGUUCACUUCGCAGGCAGAGUUGGCUGAGCAGACCCACAGAGACCAGUAGAGCAGCAGGCUGCGGCUCAGCAGAUACAGGCUGUUGCUGCCAAGCCUGAUGACCUGAUUUGAUCCUUGGGACUCACGUGUCCUCUGACCUGCACACAUGCAUUAGGUGUUCACAUUAUAUCACACACAUGAAAGUGAAGAGAAGGAAAGAACUAAUUCUUGCCCAUACUUACUGCAGACUUGGCAGUGAGGCUGUAAGAAGCCGUUGUGUAUUGACCGCUCUACCUGUCAUUCCUUAGCAGUACCCUUUGCUCACCCUGGCAGAUGGAUGGUUGUAGUUGUAACUGUUUGUACUGACUCUCACCCUCAGGGAAUCGGGAAGUUUUAGACUCAGGGUGGAAGGAACUUAUCAUUUAGUCUAUUCCUAUAGAUUUGAUUUUCUUAGGUAACAGCCGCUUUUCCAAUGGAUACUUCGCCAAAGGAAUUUAUUUUAAGAUGAUUUAACUAUUUAAAAGUAAAAUUGCAUUAUCUGGUAAUAGAAAAUUGAUGAACAAUGGACGGGGGCAAUAGUCCAUUUGGUACAGUGCUUCCAUGAAAGCAAGAGGUACUGAAUUCAGCCCUCAGAGGCCACUUUAAAAACUGGGCCAAGGUCAGCUCAGUGGGUGAAGGUGAAGGACAUUUUAAUCCCUGGAACCCAUGUGGCAGUGGGAUAGAACUGCCUCCCAUAACUUGUCUAGCUCCAUACUGUGUCUUGCAUUGCACCCCUGCAUGCACCUAUAUAAAAAUAAGUGGACAAUAAGUGGUCCAAGUAUGGUAGCAGACAUUUUCAAUCCUAGAGCUGGGGAGGGAGGGACAGGCAGAUCUUUGCGGCCUUAUCAGGAAGCCUCACCUGUUUAGUGAGUUCAAGGCCAGUGAAAGACCCCUUCUGUGGACAAUACCCAAGGAAUAACACUAGAACCUUUGGCCUCCAUGUAGACGUGCAAACACUGUGCCUGUGCAUACCACACACAUAGUCAAAUACACUUAUACAGAGAGAGGAAAGUAGUGUAGGAAAGCUGACUUGUGGAAAGUAUUCUUCAGAGGGAAGAGAGUGAACGCCAGAGCCGUUUGCAGUGUGUGACUUUACAAUUAGCUGCUUGUUUCAAAGGCCAUGUAGGCUCUGCUCUCUGACAUCUGUACAGAAUGCUGCACAGAUAACUUCAUUAGGCAUAAUUGGGUUUUCUGUUCAUUCUUAUCUCAGGGAGUGGAAGAUUUUAUUCUUUCUUUUGUUAUUAGUUCAGGACCCUGGGAACUGUGGGUGGCUGUCACAGAACAGGACUCUUCCUCCAAGACUUUACUGUUUCAUCAUCAUGUGUACAUAGCUCAUUAGACACCGCCUCCCCCGCUGUUUGUUAAAGUCGGUGCCACAACAGGCUCAGUUAGGAUCAACGUGCAGGCGUCCACAUUGAUCAAGGGUCAGAGUACAGCAGGUAAAAGGCUAGAACCACCGUGGCAGAUCAAUGUGGCUUUAUUUUUGUUCUCUGCUGAACUGAGGGACAUUCUGUUCUGGCAAGCCAAAUCUGAGUUAAGUCAGAACUCUACAGGGGAAUUAUCUCUUAUUACGUCAUUCUAGAUUUAGCAUCUUUCCUUUAAUCAUAUGGAAGUUGUGUAAGUUAAGGUUUGUAAAGAGUACACUAUGCUAGGAUGAACACAUCAAGAACUAAGCUUCUGUGUGAGACUGUGCUGUUACAUUUGAAAAAGUAUUUGUCAGACAUUUUGUAGAAAUAAUGCUUAUUACUUUAAUUAGAGAAACUUACUCUGAGAAGAAGAGGCUUUCUCAGACAUUGUUCAGAAGAAUAGAAACUGUAACCUUUCUUCUGGAGGAAAACCUGACCUUGUUACUGAGUUUAGAACACGUGUGGUGGCCAGUGAUGCUGCUUUUGGAAUUUGAUAUUUUAUUUGGAAUAGAUAAGCACCUCAGAUAAACAUGGACAGAAAUGCAAACUUUGCAACAAGAAGAACAGCCAGGCUGGACGGUGCGCCCACUGUGGAGCUCUUAGCAGCAAGUUUAAGACCCUGGGUUUAGCCACCAGACUGCUCCCCACCCUCACCCCAAUAAAAAUAAAAGUAGGAAACAGCCUACAUCCCCACCAAUCAGGAGUUAACGAUCAGUUAGUCAAAUUCUAUACAACUGUAUUUGUUUUGUUUUGUUCGUUUUUUUAAAGUUUUCAUGGGGCUAAGAUGGCUCUGUGGUCACAGCACAUAUUGAUUGGUCUUGGAGAGAAUCCAAGUUCAGUUGCAGGCACCUUCAUUAGGAGAUCUGACACCUCAGCCCUCUGCAAACACCUGUACAUAACAUAUGCAUCAUUAAAAAUAAAAUAAAUUCUAGAAAAAAUCUCAGAAUAAAAACUUUGACAUAUUUAUAUGUAUUGUCAAGGAAAACUGCCUGUGCUAUCUUAAAUAUUUCAUAGUUACAAAAUUAUAUGCAAUAUAAUCUAAUUAAUCUAAAAAGGUAUAUGUUAUAUACAUACAUGUAAACUUAGGUAUCAUAAGUUUAUAAAGGCCAACAAAACUACAAAAGUGAUUGUAUUACUUGUGGCUUGGGAUAACUUUUCCUUAGGACUUCAAACAUUUCCAAAUUGCUUUUAUUUGAGACAGUGACAUUGUGUAUCACCUCUAAAAUCACUAAAGAUAAUAUAUUUCUAUUUUUGAAAUAUAACAAAAUAGGCUUCAUAUGAAUCAUCUAAUGCUCAACUAAAAUUUAUUCAGUAUUGGCUAAUGUAGUGUCAGGUAGACAAACUAUCCCAUGAUGUAGUUACAUCAGUAAGUGACUCCUCUCCAGUGACAACCCAUAGCCUAAGGAGCUGUUCUUGAGUUAGGUCCUUGUACAUCUGUGUUCUCUACAGAAGUCUCCAUUUCAUUUCCGUUGUGUGAUCAAGGAAGUCACUAAGUCAGCUGCUACUUUACUGUGACAUUGUUCAUAAGAUAUUCGUUGCCCGCCCUUUUUGCUGAAGCUGUGGUUUUUUUCAUAUUGUUUAAUUUUUAAAAUUUACUGUAUCUGGAGGAAUAUGUUAAACUUUAUGGAAUCUUAGAAGUUGAAGCUAAAUUCCUGCUAUAUUCAUAGUUAAUUUAAUUGCACUGGUAAAUAAUUCAAAAUGUGUUCUGUUAAAAACAACGACAACAUUUCCUUCUAAAUGAGCAGGAAACGCUGGUGAGGAAGACAGUGCUUCAGACUCUGAGCUCUGGAAGGGUCCAC
Messenger RNA from Rattus norvegicus (Norway rat), 6712 nucleotides. The record is from RefSeq and is a predicted model, not a curated record. NCBI's taxonomy places the organism in Eukaryota, Metazoa, Chordata, Mammalia, Rodentia, Muridae.